This is a messenger RNA of Monoraphidium neglectum, 2033 nucleotides long. RefSeq lists its product as hypothetical. The transcript is spliced from 3 exons. The annotation marks the transcript as partial. Gene Ontology annotation, molecular function: endonuclease activity. Lineage: Eukaryota; Viridiplantae; Chlorophyta; Chlorophyceae; Sphaeropleales; Selenastraceae. The record is from RefSeq and is a predicted model, not a curated record.
AUGAACUUGUGGAGCAGGUCAAAGGUACUGCAGUACCUCGCCUGCGGCCUCACCGAUGAUCUCAGGCAGCAGCUGCGCGCGCAGCUGCAGGCCAGAGAGGAUGCCGCGCUUGCGCGGCUGGGCGUGCUGGGGGACCUGCGGGAAGACGCAGCAGCGGGCUAUGCAGCGCCACUGCUACAGCUCGAGGUGACGCGCCUGCGCGAGCAGCUGCAACAACGCAGCGUCGCGCUCGGCCUGGCGCCUGCAGAAGCCUCGGCCGCAACGCAGGCGCCCGCGCCCGGCGCCGGGGUGUCCGGCGGCAGUGCCGGCGAGGGGCGCGCGCCGCCGCAGCUCGCCUUGCUGCUGCAGCAGCAGCACGGGCUCGCCGAGCUGCAGCGGGCGUGCGCCGCCAGCGGCCUGGAAGCCGACCCAGCCGUGGCCCGCUGGUCCGAGGCCGUGUCGCAGCAGGCUCGGCAGCUGCAAGAGUCUAUCGCGUCACUCGGCGCCCUGCUCGCGCGCGGCCCGGAAGCGGCCCACCAGCAGCAGCAACAGCGGCAGGAGCAGCAGGAGCAGCAGCAUAAGCAGCAGCAGGAGCCGCAGCAUAAGCAGCAGCAGGAGCCGCAGCAGGAGCAGCAGCAGCAGCAGCAGCAGCAGCAGCAGGAGCAGCAGCGGCAGCAGGAGCAGCAGGAGCAGCAGCAGCAGCAGGAGCAGGAGCAGCAGCAGCAGCAGCAGCAGCAGCAGCCUGACGAACAGCAUCGUGGCGCCGGCGCCCCCCACGGGCACCUGCCGCACCCCCGCCUGCGCAUAUCUGUGUCGCUGCCAGAGGGCACACCCCAACGUCCAGAGCCGCUGCACGUCGACGUCUCAACUUCUGACGAGGCUGACGCUGACGUGGCGGGCUCGGCGGCGGCGGCGGUGGCGGCGGUGGCGGCGGCCGGUGCCGCUCGGGUGCGGCCAUCAGCAGCAGUCGAGGCCCAGGAUAGCCCUGGGGGCGGCGGGGCUGGCGUUCGGCAGCAUGAUGGUGAUGUGGAUAUGGAGGCGUCGGCCAGCCGGGAUGAGGGCGCCGAAGUGGGCGCCGGCGACGGCGGUGCGAAGCAGCCGCAGCCGCAGCCGCCUGCUUUGACGUGGGAGCAGCAGGAGGAGCAGUGGCGGCGCGAGGACGAGGAGGCGCAGCAGCAGCAGGAGCAGCAGCAGCAACAGCAGCAGCAGCAACAGCAGCUACAGGAACAGCAGCAGCCGCCGCAGCAGCAGCAGGGUGGGGAUGUGGAGGAGGGGCACCUGGCAGCGGACAUGGAAUUGGAUGAUGUGGUGGCAGCGGCCGCGGGUGAUGCAGGCGGCGCGGACGACCUGAACGGGUCAGCAGAGGGCGGCGCCUCCGCGCGCAUUGGCAGCGGCGAGGGCCGGCCGCACUCGGGGCCGGGAUCGGACGGCGGUGCCGCCGGCCCAGGAGGCGCGCCGGCGGGCUUGGAGCAGCAGGGUGCAGUGGCGGUGGUGGCGGCGGCGGAGCAGCAAAUAGGCGACAAGGUGAAGCAGGAGGAUGACAAGGCACCGGGGUCCAAAGAAGAUGGGUCGCCGCGCGGAGGAUUCAAGUAUCCCGAAAUUCGCGUAUUUGCUGACGAUGACGAGGCCCCUGAGCAGGAGCAGGAGCAGGAGCAGCUGCAGCAGCAGCAGCAGCAGCAGCAGCAGCAGCAGCAGCAGCAGCAACAGCAGCAGCAACAGCAGCAGCAACAGCAGCAGGUUCAAGGUGUCGACGAGGGGGAUGCAGCCCAGCCAGGGGAGGGGCAGCAGGCGGUGGGCAUGGGCGUGGACAAUGUAGAUACCAAGGCCGCGGGUGAUGCAGUUGGCCCAGACGACCAGGGAGGCUCGGCCGGAGGCAGCACACUCGCGCCUGCCGGCGCCGCCGCCGGGGCGGCCGCGGCGGGGGCGGCGGCGCAGCGGCCCGUGCUGCUGCCGGGGCCGCCGCCGCGGAACCCCGGCUGGCUCAAAAUGAGGUGCCCCUGCCCCUGCUGCUUUGUUGGUUUUGAGACGCCAGAGAGGUACUACGUCCACACCCU